GUAGAGAUAUAUUGAAACGAAAUAUAUUACAAAACAAAUGACCGAACAAAUCUCUAAUAAAUCGGUUUCGCGUACUCCAACGCAAAAUAUAAAUCAUAAUGAACAAAAUGCAACUCCUGCGAAGUCCAGGAGUGUUAAAGGUUUAGGAGCAAGGAAUAAAACGUCACGCCGUUCUGAAGCCUCUGGAGCAGAGCAUCAGGAUCACCAGAAUUCAACAGAGAAUGCAGAAAAUGGAAUCAGCGAAGAAGAAACUUCAACAAGGAAAAAACCUCUAGCACCCAAGGAACCAGCUAUUGUUUACACUGACGUAAACGGAGUAGAAGUAACAAAGAAACUCGUUCACGCUGUUCAGGACAAGUUAAGUAAAGAAGAAAAGCACUCACUGCGGGAACUGGAAGAAUAUAUGGUUACAGAAGGAGGAGCCUGGGCUUUGGGGGCAGCACACCUGGACCUGAUUGGAAAGAUCCUCUUGGAUAAAAAGUGGCCUGUAGAAGUGAAGAUAUUAACCCUCUGUUUGAUCCAAGCUGCAGCCUUUAAAGACGAUGUUAUUCUUUUGUUAUAUCAGGACAGGAAAGAUCAUUACAUCAUGCGAUAUGUCACUAGUAUAGAAUACUUGAGCUUUGAAGAACAGGAGAAUGUUGCAAAAUUAGUAGGCUUUUUUUAGCUGUUUAUAUAAUAAAUGACAACAUCUGUUAGUGUUAUCAUGGUUUAGCAUAUAUGAUAUAGGAUGAACCAAUUAUAAAACCUGUUUUAUCAACUUACGAUGGCAACAUUUUUUUUUGUUCUUUUGUUGGUGGACUUUUUUCAGUUAUCUGGUGAAAAUAAUUCAGUCCAUGUAAAUGAUAAAAAAUUAGAUUAUCUCUUCCUUAACUUUUUUGCAAACUGCUUUCACUGUACACAGUUGUAGGCCACCUGUACAAAUGACACUAACUGCACUACACUAACGUAAAUAAUAAACUUAAUUGUACCACUUCAGAAUUGAAACUAAAAACUCUAACAGCUAUAAACGACUCUGCUAUCUUGAAGUAAACUCUUUUUGACAAUCACUUAAGUAUCUUCUCAACUGCCUUAUCGAUACUUCGCUAAACUUUGUAUUUAUAAUCUACCCUGGAACAUACUACAAAGCCUGAUGACGUCAAAUCUAGACCUAUUUGACCUUAACGUCAUGCGCUCUCUAGCUAACAAAUAGGUUACGACA
Messenger RNA from Limulus polyphemus (Atlantic horseshoe crab), 1198 nucleotides. RefSeq lists its product as uncharacterized. The record is from RefSeq and is a predicted model, not a curated record. Lineage: Eukaryota; Metazoa; Arthropoda; Merostomata; Xiphosura; Limulidae. The transcript is spliced from 3 exons. Bases 38 to 664 code for a protein of 208 amino acids.